This is a messenger RNA of Daucus carota subsp. sativus, 2430 nucleotides long. RefSeq names its product sodium/calcium exchanger NCL2. Lineage: Eukaryota; Viridiplantae; Streptophyta; Magnoliopsida; Apiales; Apiaceae. The transcript has 9 exons. Gene Ontology annotation, molecular function: calcium:proton antiporter activity; calcium ion binding. Gene Ontology annotation, biological process: calcium ion transmembrane transport; intracellular calcium ion homeostasis. The coding region runs from base 31 to 2232 and encodes 733 amino acids. The record is from RefSeq and is a predicted model, not a curated record. Gene Ontology annotation, cellular component: membrane.
AUAAGAGAUGAUGAUCUAAGAGUUUGUUCAAUGGCUAGUCUACCAUACUUGUUCUGUUUCAUCAUUGUGCUUGUAGGAGUCGACAGUCGAGCUUUAGAGCAGAAAUUUUCUAAGCCCUUGAUAUCAGAUGGACAUGAUCAUGCAACUCAGUCAUCGACUUCAGUUCUUACACUCCAUAACAUUUCAUUGCCGCCUUCCUCAUCAGUACAAUCAUCGGAUGCUUGUCAGCACGUGUACGGAUUCUUCCCAUGUGCAGACAACAUUGGAGGCUACAUCUUUCAAAUGAUAGUCUACCAAUACAUGCUAAUGUUAGGAGAAAAACUUCUAACCCAAGGAAGUAACAACAUAUUUAACAUUCUUGGCACUGGUAUAUUUGGAGCAAGUCUUUUUCGGGUUCUUAUGGUUUUGCCUGGACUUGUUAUGUUCAUUGUAUCUGGGGUUUUUGCUGAUUCUGGGAACGCGCAGCAACAGGUCUCUCUUGGAGUUGCAGUUUACACGGGAACUACAGUCUUGUAUGUUACUUUGUUGUGGGGAAUGUGUGUAAUUUUUGGAAGAACAGAAUCUCAGGAAAAAUGUUGUUCAAGUGAACUUCAAGGCGCGGGAGCUUCAACCUCAAAGCCCUUUCCAAAAAGAGGAAGACUCUCCUUUUUGACAGAUUCAGCUGUUACAAUGGACAAGAAAACUAGGUACACAGCUGGGAUUAUGCUUCUGUCGUUAGUGCCAUUUGUCAUACUGCAGUUGGCCAAUAUCUUCAAUACUUUCUUUGGGAGCCGAGUUGUUAUUCUGAUUGCCUUCAUUGUCUCUGCGGUAUCACUGCUCUCUUACUUCGUCUACCAGGUUUUGGAUCCAUGGAUUCAGGAGAGAAGUUUAGAGUACUUCAAGUACCAAAAUCUUCUAACAGAGUUUCUGAACCAUGCAGAAAAGUGUGGAAAAGCAAAGCUCAUCAAUGAGAACGGAGAACCAAAUAUUACACUCAUAAAACGAUUAUUUGCUGAAACUGAUAAAGACAGAAGCCAGCACUUAACAACUGAUGAAUUGGAAGCUCUAAUAAGACAGAUGGAAUCCGGCAAUCUGGAGGUUGACAAUGCAUAUGCAGUAAAUGUAAUAUUAGAGGUUUUUGAUCGUAAUAGAGAUGGGAAAAUUAGUGAGCAUGAGUUUGUUGAAGGAUGCAUGAAAUGGAUAGAUGAGUCAAAAGAGUUGGCCCAGAAGGAUGAUUCCAAAUGGGGAAAAUCAUUAAACAAGAGAAAAAAGACCUUACAGGUUGUUCAGCCAUUGAUAAACAAGAAAAAGGAAGAGCUAGCACAAAUUGAGCAUCUCAUGGCAAGGAUUUUGAAGAAAAUCCAAAGUGAAGCUAUUGAUGCAGGAUGCCUUCUCAAUGAUGAUGGGAAGCCUGAUCUCGAGCGAAUAAACAGUCUCUUUGACAAGUAUGACUCGGACAAAAACAAAGUUAUAUCACAGCCGGAGUUAAAGAAUCUCAUUCAGACCGUAAAAUUUGGAAAUAAAUGGAUCACAAAUCAUGACAUGGUGGUAGAUACGGUAAUGGAAGAUUUUGAUGAUGAUGGUGACCAGCUGAUUACUUCUGAAGAAUUUGUCAGAGGCGUCACCAGAUGGCUUAACAAAGCUACUCAUGAAACUAAGUGCACUGAUGCAAAGCGUUCUGUGGAGGAAUACGACAAAAUGUUAUGGAGGGAUGUAGAUUCAAUGAUUCAUGAGAAACAAGUUGGCCAAGAGACUUAUAAGUUAAUGCUAACAUGGGGUUUUAACAAAGCCCUUGUUCAGCUGAUAUUAGGCUUCAUUAUGCUGACAUAUCUUGCAAGUCCACUGAGUUUAGCUACUCGACAGUUCUCAAAUGCAGUAGGCAUACCUUCGUUCUUCAUCUCCUUCGUGAUCAUCCCUCUAGCCAUGCAAGCCAGAAAGGCGAUUGCAGCAAUAUUUCCUGCAGCUCAGAAGAACAAAAGAACAGCUUCUUUAACGUUUUCAGAGCUUUAUGGUAAUGUGGUGAUGAACAACAUAAUGGGGAUGACAACAUUGUUAGCAAUCGUAUACGUAAAAGACCUGAGAUGGGAUUAUUCAUCUGAAGUACUAAUAAUGCUGGUGGUUUGUGCUGUUAUUGGAUUACUGGCAUUUCUGAGCUCAACUUAUCCUCUCUGGACUUGCUUAUUAGCAUUUUCUCUCUAUCCAUUCUCUCUGGUCUUGUUUUAUGUUCUUCAGUCGUUUUGGGGUUGGAAAUAACGACAACAAGAGGUCGAGGAUUCAAGUCUCAAUAAAACGUCGUGCUGUUGUUUUCGAAUGCAUGCCAUUCCUUAAAAUACAAGCAACCUUCCCGUACAUUCUCACAUUAUUAGUAUUUGUCUAUGCAUCUAAUGAUUUGUUAUGUAAGAGAAUGAUAAUCACAGUAUUAAAGUUAAACAGCCUACCAUUAUGAAAUAA